AUGCUACGAGUACUCCCAAUAUAUCUAAUAGGCAACUCCGUUGCGAAGGAGCGAUGGGACGCAAUCGAGAACGCAUGGGGGCUGAAGCAGACGGGUGUCUUAAAGGAAGAAGAGUGGAUCACGAAGAUUGAUGGAGAGGCCCAGGGUAUUACCAGCAGCACCCGUCCGUCGUUUUUAACGCCACAAGAUGCGGGCGGCGCGCGAGAUCGGGGGAAGCAAGCCAGGGAUCGAGCUGCCCAAGGUGUUCUAGGUGGCAACAUCAUCAACGCGUUCGCUCGUGGCAGCGGAAAGCCGAUUGAGCGGACUCGCGGUGGUGUCACAGAGCAUGUGUCCGGUAUCACCUUCCCACCUCCGGCCCCGGAGCGGCGCAUACCGUGCCCUCACUGUCCCAUGACCUUCGUGAACGAGCAAGGACUUGGGAUCCACGUGAAAACACAGCACAGCAAUGCAAACAUGUCCAACGGCUUGCGACUGCAGCGAAUGCUAGGGAAGACUCCCAAAGGGUAUGUUCAACCGUGGGAAGAAGCCGGGCCUGGACGAUGUUGGCACGUGAAGGUCGAUGGGGCGACGGGGGCGGCUUCGUUCGUCCUCCAACGGAAGCGCUUCCGCGAUCUCGACUUGGAAAGCGACGGCUUUACGGACCGCAAAGUCAAGGAGACUCGUGGAGCUGUGAAGCGCAAGCGAUACGAUUCAGACCUCUUCAAGGAGGAGCAGCUCACGCCUCUCCAGUACUUAGAGGACCGUCUCAAGGUUAACUUCAGCCUGAUCGUGAAGUGGGCUCAGGACGAGGCCAAUAUAGUCCAAUCGGCAGCAGAUGACGUGAAGAAGACCCUCCUUGCCAAACAGCAGCCAAAGCGGUGGUUUCCUGAGGAAGAGAAGAAGCUGUACAACAUGUUCUUGGCGCGGCGGAGGAGGAAGCUGAAGGUGUCGACCCUGUGGCUGACGGUCACGUUCCGGAAGCUCGUGCAAGAGAAUCACCCUGAGGACCAAAACGGGCGGGGGGGUUCAGCGCGUCCUUCAGGUGGGCACGAAAAUGGGCAAAGAGGCAUAAGCUGUCCAAACGGCGCAGGAGCAACCUCAAGAACAAGUCUGUUGAAGAGCGCCUACCAAAGAUCCAGCGCUUCCACCGGCGGUUUCGCAAGCUCCUGCAAGAGCCGGUACGGUACAGGGCACCCGAGGCAUCGGACGUGUCGGCGAUGUCGACGGUCGCGGAGGGAGACUCCAGAGAUCCCAAGUACGGUCAAUUCCAGCUCUGGGAAGGUUAGAAUGUGGAUCAAGUGCCUUUGCCAUUCGUGAACGGGCUGAUCAGCGCGUGGGAGAAGACAGGCGCGUUGCGUGUAGCCAUCUCGCAGCCCUUUGCUGGUCUAGAGAAAAGGAAGUGCACCAUGCAAGUAAUCUUUGGUCCGGGUAAGAAGACUUUGCGGAUUUCGGUGAUUUUCCGAGGCCAGGGGAAGCGGAUUUCGCCGGUGGAGAAAGCCGCGUGUACCACAAGGACGUGGACGUGUUUUUCCAGGAGA
Messenger RNA from Ectocarpus sp. CCAP 1310/34, 1517 nucleotides. NCBI's taxonomy places the organism in Eukaryota, Phaeophyceae, Ectocarpales, Ectocarpaceae. The record is from the annotation of a GenBank genome assembly.